AUGAAAUAUCUGGGCCUACCCCUGACUGCUAAAAGACUCUCAUACACUGACUGUUCUAGUCUUAUUGGUAAAAUUUACAAUCAGUUUCAAACCUGGCAACAAAACAAAUGCCUGACCUAUGCUGGAAGACUUGAACUGAUUAAGUCUGUUAUUUUGGGCAUUCAAACAUAUUGGCUAAGCAAUUAUAUCCUCCCAAUCAAAGCUUUGGAAAAGAUUGAUAGUUUGUGUUCUGCCUUCCUAUGGGGGCACAAAUUUCACUUAGUUAACUGGGGUUCUGUUUGUCAAGGCAAGGAAUAUGGGGGUCUGGGCAUUUUCUCAGCUAAAUACUGGAACUAUGCAGCUGCCACUAAGCUUUUGUGGUUGAUUCAUCUUAAAAAGGAUCUCCUAUGGAUCAAGUGGGUACAUGGCAACUAUCUUCAAAAUCAAAAUGUUUGGACUGUUCAACCCAAGACAAAUGACUCAUGGAUGUGGAGGCAACUUCUUAAAAUGAGGGAUAUGCUUGUGAGUAAAUUUGGGAAUGUUGUUACUGCUAGAAUAGCAGAUUGUUGCUCUGAUGGCAAGCUUCUCUUAUCUGCAGUUUACAGUGUUCUUCUACAACCUACUAAUGCAGUUGCUUGGGCUAAAACGGUUUGGGAUGGCUUUCUAUACCCUAAGCACUCCUUUGUGCUUUGGCUAGCUUGUCACUCUAGACUUCUUACCAAGGAUAGACUGUGCAGAAUGAACAUUUUGAGCACAAAUCAACUUUACUGUGUGCUGUGUGACAGACACCAGUUAGAGACUAGAGAUCAUAUCUUAUUUGAAUGUCAAUAUUCAGGGGAAGUAUGGAACUUGGUGAUGAGCUGGUUGGGAUAUAAAUGGAGGUCCUGCACAUGGGACUUGUUAUUGCACUGGUACUCUCAAAAAUUGAAAGGAAAAAGUCCUAUGAAGAAGCUGAAAAGGAUGUGCUUAUCUGCUGCUGUAUACAUGAUUUGGAGGGAGAGAAAUCUAAGAAUUUUUCAAGACAAGAAGAGGCUACCUGCUCAAGUUUUCAGAGACAUAAAGCUUUCGAUUUUUUGUAAAAUUCUAAAUGAUAGUUCACAUGUACAUAUGAAAUAA
Molecule: messenger RNA, 1095 nt
Organism: Asparagus officinalis (garden asparagus)
Lineage: Eukaryota; Viridiplantae; Streptophyta; Magnoliopsida; Asparagales; Asparagaceae
Exons: 1
Coding region: 1-1095 (364 amino acids)
Source: RefSeq, a predicted model, not a curated record